Molecule: messenger RNA, 2490 nt
Organism: Hippopotamus amphibius kiboko
Lineage: Eukaryota; Metazoa; Chordata; Mammalia; Artiodactyla; Hippopotamidae
Product: collagen alpha-1(I) chain-like
Exons: 9
Coding region: 1-2490 (829 amino acids)
Source: RefSeq, a predicted model, not a curated record
AUGGGGGGCAGCUGUGGACACGGAGGACCAACCAUAACUCAUCCCUGGAUUUCUGACUACCUGGAGGGCAGCACCACUGUGCUGCUCAAGGGUCAACUGUGCGUGACAAAGCAGGAGCCGGCAAAGGCGCCCGAAACACGGGGCAUGCGCGGGACAACGGGCCUCGUCUUCAAAAAGUCGAGGUCAUGCGAACAAGCACAGCAGGGAGACGUGAUGGGCCUGGCCCCUGCACACUGUGAGGGAGUACUGACCGUCUCCGGCACGGCUGUGCUGCUGGAAAAGCUGGGAAGCAGCGGAUGGGCAGCCGGGGGCAGCCGCGGCACCACCGGGACCAGCGCUCCAUCUCGGGGCAGGUCAGAGAGCACCACGGACCGUCCCCCCAACUCCCCACCACGGAGCCUCUGCAACACAGAUGCACAUCUGCUUUCAACUCACAGUCCACGAGCCCCCCAGGCGCUGCCAGGCAGUCCUCACACUGAAGGACGAGAUCAGACCACAGUUCAGCUGAUGGAGGAGCAGAAGCCGGGCACAGAGAAACGCGGCGAAGGACUUCAGGAAAGACACCCAACGAGCGCCCGCCCGCCGGCCGGCGCCCCCCAGCCCCGGGCCGGUCUCCGCGGCCCCCCGCCCCCGCCGGGCCCCUCCGUCCCCGCGCCCUCCCGAGCGCCUGCGGCCGGCCCGGGGUCCGCAGCAACUUUCGCCCGCCCGGGGGCUUCCCCCACCGAGCCCUGCGGCCCGGAAAACGCGCCCCGUCCGGGUGAGACCGGCCGGCCCGCCGCGCGCCAGCUGUCAGCCGGGCCGGGGCCGGGGGCGCGCGGCCGAGGCGGGCGGCCCGGGCGGGGUCCCCGCGACGGGAGGCCGCGCCCCCGGCCCCGCCCCGCGGCCCCGCUCGGGGCGCAUCGCGGCGGCCCCGCUGCCCGCUCCCCGCUGCCCGCGGCCCCGGCCCCGACGGCGCGCCAGGACGGCCCGGCCCGGGGCGCCAGCGCGCGGCUGAGGCAGAGCCGGCGCCGGCCGCACACUCACCGCGGGCGCCGGGCGGCUCCCGCCCGGGUGCGGACGACGGCCGCGCGGGCGGACGCGCUCCCAUUCAUCAGCCGCGGCUUUGUCUGCCCCCGCGCCCCUCCCGCCCCGCCGCCGCCGCCGCCCGCCCGCGACGCCGCCGGACGCUGCACCCCUCCCAGGGCCCCGCGCGGCGCGGGGCGGGGCCGGGGGGGCGGGGCCGGCGCGCGCAGGCGCAGUGCCCGCAUGCCGGUCCCUCCCCGGGGCCCGGCCGAACGGGCCGCUCGUGGGGCCGAGGCGCUGGGGAUGGGCAGGUCCCGGCCGGCGCAUUCCCCGCGCGCCGGCCCCGCCCCCGGGUCGGCCCCGCUGGAGGGGUGGGCGGCGCCGGCGGGGCGGGCGCUGUUGGGGGCGGCCAGGCGCUGCUGGGGGCGGCCGGCCGCCGCGGUGUUCCCGGUGCCCCGGCCGUCGGCGGCGGUCCGGGCGCACACGUGCUGGGGCGCUGAGGGCUGCGGCGCCACGUGCACGCAGGUGCGCGCAGGUGCCCGCAGGUGCGCGCGGCGCCGCCCCGGAGCGGCCGUCCGCGGAGCGCACCUGCGCGGGAGCCCCGAGCCCGGCUCCCCCGGGACAGCGCCGCGCGUCCUUCCGCGGGCGGGCUCUGCGGGGCGCCGCGCGGCGUGCUGGGCGCACCUAAGCCCUCGAGUCCGAGGCGGUGCGGUGCCGCCCCGCGCGCCCUGGUUCGCGGAGACCGGCGACGGGAGCGCGGCGCUGCGGGGCCGGCGCGGCAGGCCCUUCCUCUGCAGCGGCCGGCGGGCUGGGGCUUCCCGCGGCGGGUGCCGGCCGCGCGGCCCUCGGGCUCGCGCUGGGAGCCUGGCUUCUGCGACCGAGCCAGGCAGGAGCCGCCUGCUGGACGCUGCCUGGCACAGGGCAGGGUGGGUGUUUGUUCUAAAGCUGGAGGUGGGCGCGGUGGACAGCAAACCGUGGCCACAGUCCAAAUCCUGCCGACACCUGUUGGUUUGGCCUAGGGCCGCGAGGGCCACGGAUGGUGCUGCAGGCCACUCCUCUGCCUCGGUGGCCUCAGUGACCUCAGAGCAGGUGGCUGGGGCCCAGGUGGGCGGGGGCUUGAGAACCCCUCCAAGGACCACCCUCGACACGCAGGCAUCAGCGGGGUCACCUGGGGGCUCCACAAGGCUCUUCGAAACUGAACCCCUGAAUCACUCUGCAGCGCUGACCCCAACUGGGGGCGGGCCCUUCCAGGCCAGGCUUGGCCUCCCCACCCUGCACCCAUCCCAGCCCUCUGAGGAGCUGGGGCAUCUGCGGGUUGGAAGUAAGGGUACAGGGACGUUGGAGCACGAGGGGGCAUUGGGCACCCCGGGUCGGGGAGGAGCAGGUUUCCCCGGGCGCUCGGUGGCCACGCUCUCCAGUUGGGAUGAUGCCCUCAGGGCUGAGGGAUGCGAGGGGGGCAGUGGGGAGCGGAAGAGGAACGGGGGGUAG